AUGACUAACGAAGAUUUUGGCACCAAGUUCAGCGAGCUAACGGCAUUGUUGGAGCGGGUGAGAAAGGCGGAAAAUAAAACGGAGGAUUUUCGUCGAUUUUUCACUUCGUGCGAGCAAGCUCUGCGUACCAAUACGAUACUGUACGGCUUCGGCCUGCUGGCCCAGGGAUAUAUUGGGGCACUCGGAUUGAGCCGCGAGAGUUACGAGGCGCGCCAACUUUUGUCCAACGAAACGGCCGGCGAUUUAGGCGAUCGAAUUGCGCAACUGGUGCGUGGACGAUGUCCCACCCAAGGUUCUCUAACCGUGAGCGAUGUGAACAACUAUCUGGAUGCUCUCACCAUUGAACUCGUGCUGGGGGAACUGCUGAAGCGUGGAUCGUCGACAGACCUCUGGAUCGUACGCAUUCUCUUCAAGGAUCUUCGUCUCGGUGUCGGUAACGGGCGCAUCCUGGAACUCUACCACCAGCAAGCUCCGCAGCUUUACGAGGCGUUCGGCGAUCUGGAGCAGCUGGUGCGAACAAUUGAGUCGCAGUCGAAGAGCGUCACAAGUUAUGCUCAGCCGAUGGCUCACGUGCGCCCGAUGCUCUGCAAGCGGACCGAUCUGCGGCUCGUUGGCGGACUACUGGAGCGUGCUACGUAUACGUACUGGGCGGAAACGAAGAUGGACGGUGAGCGGUUUCAGCUGCACAAGAUCGGUGCUAGCUUCCGCUACCUGUCCCGCAACGGCAUCGACUAUUCGGAACGAUUCGAUGGCACUCUGACGCCGCAGAUCGCACUACUGCUCGCCCCCACCGUCGACAGUGUGAUUUUGGACGGAGAGAUGAUGGUGUACGACCGGCGCAAACUGCGGUACCGAGACAAGUGCGAAAACACGGAUGUCAAAUCGUUGCGUCCCGAGUUCGUCGAUCUUCGGCCUUGCUUCUGCGUGUACGAUGUACUGAACCACAAUGGGCGCAACGUUGCUGAUCUGCCAUACGCGGAACGGGCCUGUCUGCUGGGUCUGAUUGUCCGCGAACAGGCAGGGUUUCUGGUGCGAUGCCACCGCGAACGGGUCCGCGACGCAGCGCACCUGGUAGAGCUACUGAACGGUGCAAUCGAUGCGUGUCACGAGGGUAUCGUGUUGAAGCGGGAAGACGCACCGUAUCAGCCGAACCACCGUGGUUGGCUGAAGCUGAAACCGGAUUACGUCGAAGGGCUGGUGGUGGACUUCGAUCUGCUGAUCGUCGGUGGGUUCUACGGGCAGCGCCGCCAGACGCAUGUUGUGAUCUCUGUCCUCGUGGGCGUGCUGGACGAUCGUCGAUCGACGAUCAGAGGGCCCGGAUGCCGUUUUCUUUCGAUCGCCACAGUACGGAUGGGUCUCUCGGUAUCACAAUGGAAUGAGCUGAAUCGCACACUGUCUCCACACUGGCGCAAAACGGAGCGAAGUGUCCAAUGUGGGCAAACGGUACCGGACGUUUGGAUCGACCCAAAAGACUCCGUCGUGCUGCAACUGCGUGGUUCCGAGCUGGUUCGUAGUAGGUCGUACGCGGCCGGCUAUACAGUACGAUUUCCGCGGAUCGUAUCCAUUCGGACAGAUCGACGGUACGACGAUGUGUGCACGGUCAGCGAGGUGGAAGCUUUGGCCCGCGAGGGCGGUAUCGUCUCCGGCUCCUUUGAUCCUGCGCGACAGGCUACGAAACUUGCCAAGCGCCAUGUGACCGUGGCGGAUCUUGGGGGCGCUCACCAUCAGCAGGAUCAGACAGUGCCAGCCACCAAACGUCGAAAGAGUCCGGUUCCUAUAUCACCACCGAAAACUCAAAGGCUCGAAGGUAAAGAAUUUUGCGUUAUGAGCACAUCUGCUGGGUUACCCGCGAUCACAGAGCUAGAGCGGAUGAUUCAACAACACGGAGGCAGGGCUGUAGCUAAUCCCGGCACUAAAACCUUCGCAAUCAUCGCCGGUGACCGCACGUACAAAGUACGACUGUAUAUCCAGGCAGCGCGGUGGGAUGUGGUAAGUGUGAAGUGGUUGCUGCGUGCGAUCGGUGAGGAAGCAGCAAGGCACGGGCGGCCGAUGGAACCAUUUCAACCUGCCGAUAUGUUGGCGACCACCGAGAAGACCCGUCUCCAGCUCGAACUGUUGUACGAUCGCUACGGAGAUUCUUACACCCAUCCCGUAACACCGACAUCCUUUACGCGUUUCCUGAAAGAGCUCGGUUCGGAAGUCGGCCCCCAGUGCCCCCUGCCGAUACUAAUCGAUCGUGAAAUAGUACGUGCUGAACGCUACUUGCUGGGUGCGACCAGAUUCAACACAUUGCGCCCUUUCCGAGGCUGCUCCGCGCGGUUGGUUUCCUCACCGUGCGAAGUCCUCGAAUCUGGAGAAGAGCAGAAAUGGAUCGCAACGCUGAGACGUUACAGAGCAGAACGGGAAAUGAUGCGCUUCGUUCGACACGGUGGACGCUGGCUGCGGGAUACAGACACCGGUCCAGUUUCACAUAUUUUCGUGGGAGAGAACUCUAAUCCUUUCCCUACAGGCACGCUGAGCGCUGGCGAGGACGACCGCACACCGGCAAAGAUUUUGCCAAUCGGAUGGAUUAACGAAACUCUCGAGACAAACCAACGAUUCGAAAGAUUCGCCGGGGGGAUGUAA
Anopheles bellator is the source of this 2625-nucleotide messenger RNA. Its product is annotated as DNA ligase 4-like. The record is from RefSeq and is a predicted model, not a curated record. Gene Ontology annotation, molecular function: DNA ligase (ATP) activity; DNA binding; ATP binding. Lineage: Eukaryota; Metazoa; Arthropoda; Insecta; Diptera; Culicidae. Gene Ontology annotation, cellular component: DNA-dependent protein kinase-DNA ligase 4 complex; DNA ligase IV complex. Gene Ontology annotation, biological process: double-strand break repair via nonhomologous end joining; nucleotide-excision repair, DNA gap filling; DNA biosynthetic process.